AUGUCCCCCCUCAAUCCUGGCAAGUCUGCUGCGCAGCUCCGCGCGGUGUUGGCACUCCUCGCCACCGCGGUGGAGAAUCUCGCGUGUGAAUGGGAAUCGUCGUCUUCAGGCAAUGGAGUUGUCGAUGCCAGUAUCGAGACUGCCGUCCCCGAUACCAGCACCGGAUCGCAUGCCGAGCACGACGCCGUCAAGACCAUCCUCGCCGCGCUGGGCUCGAUAGAGAGCCUCGUGCUCGACCCGCACACACGUCUGCUCAACCUGUCCAUGUCGUACCUCAUCGCGCGAGCGUUGCAUGUCGUCGCGGAUCAUCGCGUGGCCGAGUUGCUCGCCCUGAGCCACAACGAGCCUGAGGCCCGGGGAGUCAGUGCCGAAGACCUCGCGAGGACGACCGGCCUUGAGCAAGGGAAGUUAUGCCGAGUCAUGCGAACAUUGACGUCGCACCAUGUCUUUGAAGAGGUCGAGGAUGGGCGGUUCGCCAACAACCGCAUCUCCCACGCACUUGUUGAAGACGCGGCGUUUCAAGCAAAUAUCCUCAUCAAGGGCCAGCUCCAGUACGCCGCCAGCGAGUAUCUGCCGCAAGUCCUGGCGAACCCUGCGACUCGGAAUAGCUACGACCCGCGGAAAACGGCGUUUCAGCAGGCCGUCGGCACGAAACUGUCCCUGUUCGACUGGAUGAAUGAAACGGUGCUUGAGUCGGAGGUGGAUUGGCGGCCGCGGAGUCGGCAGAGGCAUCCCCUCGAAGACGACGAGGAGGGACAGGGGGACGGUGAUGGACAGGACGGACCGUCCAGACCGCACUUAUCCGGCCAGAAGAUGGUGCCCCGUCCGGAAAAGAAUCUCUUCAACCUCGCAAUCAGCGGCCAAAGCAAAGGCACUGAAAAGUAUUGCGUGUUGGACUUCCCCUGGCAGGAUCUGCCGAAUGGCGCGACGGUCGUGGAUGUUGGUGGCGGGAUUGGUUCAUUCUGCAUGCAACUCCACGCGCACCACGCCCAUCUCAACCUCGUCGUCCAAGAUAAGCCACAUGUGAUUCAGCAAGGCCUUGCGCUUUGGAAAACCAAACAUCACUCUGCCCUUGCCGAAGGGAGAGUCCACCUAACGCCGCAUGACUUUUUUGAGAAGAACCCCGUGGUGGGCGCCGAGAUCUACUGGUUGAGAUAUAUCAUCCACGACUGGGCCGAUGACGACGCAAUCGCGAUCCUCUCGCGAGUGGCUGACUCCAUGACUCCAACCUCUCGUGUGUUGAUUGCCGAGACACUGAUGCGCACCACGGUCCCCACGGACAAAUUCAGGCCAGCCCCGACCCCGUUGCUGGCUAAUUACGGCGUGGCCAUGGCGCCCGCGCACAUGAUGGACCUGAACAUGAUGAUGAUGACGAACGGGCGGGAGAGGACGCCGGCCGAAUUUGACAGGAUCGUGCAGGCGGCUGGGAUGGUGGUGGACAGACGCCAAGAGGACCAAUCAGGGUUUGCGCUUGGCAACACUGAGUCUGAGAAUCUGAGACAACUCCCCUUGUCCCCCCUUGCUCUCUUCUAUAACUCUACCAGCUCCAUCGUCCGCCAGGCCUGCGACCAUUUCUGCGUGCACCUGUCGAGUGCUCUCUACCGAGUCUAUCAAAGACAACUCGAGACUGUCGAGAUCCCCAGCGAAGCGAGAAUCGACGUAACAUUGCCUUCCAUUCACCAAAUCAUGAUCGUAUCUCAAGUCAUAGCGGCCGUGUGGGCUGCCUUGGCUCGUGAGAAGAUUGUAUUUUGCGUUGUCGAAGAAGUUGCGUUGAAUUACUACAAUGUGCCUCGGAUUCUCAAUACCCUGGGUAUUUGUGUCCCGCAUUCGCAGCUAGAUGCUGCCACCAGACUGAUCAAUGCUCACACCGAUGUUUUCGUACGCACAGCAUGGACCGAUCAACACCCUGACUGGAAGAAGCCAUAUCCUCGCUUUGAAGCAUUUAUUGAAGAAGACUACCUGACUCUUGUCAUCUUUCCUGACACGCAUUUCUACCUUCAGCCGCUGAAGCGUUCAAUAGUUGACCGCUCUGCAUAUGGUACAGCUCGUCCUUUCCUUAGCAACGAGUUCAACUUCUCCACCGAUAUCUCCGAGCUAUCCAGGAUCCCUGUCCCUCGUCUGUCAUCGCUCUUGCAGGGACUGCUGAGGAGGUUUUGUGAAACGCAAGACAUCUACUGUGCUGUCUGCGUGGAGCAACUUGUUGAUGGAAUGGUGUUAAGUGAAGCCUGGUGCAACACGCAUCUCGACCAGGGUCGAGAAGAAGAGCUGAAAUACGUUCUCGGCGUGAUAGGAACCAGGCCACAACGUCAAAAUCUAUUUUUGGAGAGCGAUUAUCUCUGUCAAGAUGAACGAGAAUUGAUGAAGAUCCCAGGUACUCAAGAGCCGCUUCACGACCGGGAAAAAAGCAGCCGAAAUGGUCGAUCUUGGAAAUCAGCUUUUCAACGGGCUUGCUUAUUCGACCUCGCCCUUUUCCGAAGCACAAUAUCUCGCCUGGCACCCCAUAAACACUCGGUAUCAUUUCAAUACAUGUCAGAUCUUCAUCUGGAGAGCCAGCAAACUUACGACUUUGAGAUCCCUCGAGUGUCGCCGUAUUUAGUCCUGGCAGGCGAUAUUGGCCGUCUCAAGGACUAUGGCAAAUACCUGGAGUUUCUCAGCGUACAAUGUCACCGGUUUUGGCGGGUUUUUAUCGUCCUUGGAAACCACGAAUUCUAUGGCAUCCUUAGACAGGAAGGGCUCGAAGCGGCCCGGUCGUUGGAGCAAGAGCCAUGUCUAGGGGGCAAACUGACGGUUUUGAACAGAACCAUGUUCCACCUGAAUCGAAGAAUAACCAUCCUCGGAUGCACGUUGCACACCUCUAUACCAAGCGAGUCCGAGUUGUGGGUCAGAAUGAAAGUUGCGGAUUUCAGCCACAUCGGCGACUGGACUGUGGAAAGCCACAAUGCAGAACACUACCGAGAUACGGAAUGGCUCAGAACAUGCGUACAGGACGUUGCGCAAGCGAAUCCGGAAAGCCAGCUACUUGUUGUGACGCACCAUGCUCCAGCCCUCAAAAAUACAUGCGACCCGAAGUUCCUCGUUGGCCCGGCGCCAGAAGCAUUCGAUGCUGGAUAUUCGGUCACACACACUGGUCCACCCAGUUUGUGUAUCGUGACACCACCGUCUGCAGCAAUCAACGAGGGGUCCCGCAAGUCCCGCAAGUCCCGCAUCAGCUGA
Molecule: messenger RNA, 3213 nt
Organism: Fonsecaea nubica
Lineage: Eukaryota; Fungi; Ascomycota; Eurotiomycetes; Chaetothyriales; Herpotrichiellaceae
Exons: 9
Coding region: 1-3213 (1070 amino acids)
Molecular function (GO): O-methyltransferase activity
Source: RefSeq, a predicted model, not a curated record